Messenger RNA from Aspergillus calidoustus, 1599 nucleotides. NCBI's taxonomy places the organism in Eukaryota, Fungi, Ascomycota, Eurotiomycetes, Eurotiales, Aspergillaceae. The record is from the annotation of a GenBank genome assembly.
AUGGACAAGAUCAUACGCCCUCUAUCGAGGCAAUUGCUGCGACCAAGACCGCGAUACCCAUACGCAAUGCCUUCAAGCGACCACGCGAAACGACUCUAUGUAACAGGGCACACGAUCCCUCCGCUGAAAGACAAGUCUCUUUUCAUUCAAAAGGCCUAUGUCAAUGGCGAGUGGGUAGAUGCUGAGUCGGGGAAGACAUUCGAAAUCCACGAUCCUGCUACCGGAAAGCUAAUCGGAACAUGCCCUGAGUUUAGCGCAUCAGACACCGAGAAGGCUAUCCAGGCGGCCGCCGAAGCUUUCCCCAAAUUCCGCUCAACACUAGCCCGCGAGCGAGCUCGCAUGCUCCGAAGAUGGUACCAGCUCAUGAUGGACAAUGCAGACGAUCUAGCGACGCUCAUCACAUGGGAGAAUGGAAAGCCACUUGCGGAUGCUAAAGGCGAAGUGAACUACGCCGCUAGCUUCUUUGAAUGGUUCAGCGAGGAGGCGCCCCGAAUUUACGGAGACACCAUCCCGGCUUCUGUUGCUGGAAACCGAGUCAUGACCGUCAAACAGCCUGUCGGUGUCUGUGGUUUGAUCACACCCUGGAACUUCCCCGCCGCUAUGAUUACACGAAAGAUUGGUCCAGCUCUGGCAGCUGGUUGCACUGUCGUCACAAAAACACCAGGAGAGACUCCCUUCACUGCGAACGCUCUGGCGGAGCUGGCUCACCGUGCCGGUAUUCCGAAGGGCGUCGUUAACAUUGUGACAGCUAUGAAGAACACCCCCGAAGUCGGCGAAACGAUAACUACGCACUCAGAUGUCCGCAAGGUCUCCUUCACCGGUUCAACAAACGUUGGCAGGCUCCUCAUGAAGCAGGCGUCAUCGACAAUCAAGAAGGUCUCCUGGGAACUCGGUGGCAACGCCCCUUUCAUCGUCUUCGACGACGUGGACGACCUCGACGCCGCCGUCGCUGGCGCCGUCGCUUCCAAGUUCCGCAGCUCAGGCCAAACAUGCGUUUGCGCUAACCGUAUCUACGUGCAGAGAGGAAUUUACGACGAGUUCGUUCAGCGCUUCAUCGCAAAGGUCAAGGACUUCAAAGUCGGCGCCGGUUUUGACAAGGGAAUCACCCAUGGCCCCGUUAUCCACGAACGUGCCAUUAACAAGGUCGAUGAACACGUCCAGGACGCCGUGUCCAAAGGCGCCAAGCUCGUUGCUGGUGGCCAGCGACUCGAGAGCCUCGGACCCAACUUCUACGAUCUGACCGUUCUGACGGAGAUGUCCAAGGACAUGAAGAUUGCUUCUGAGGAGACUUUCGGCCCUGUGGCUGGACUGUUCCCCUUCGAGACCGAGAAGGAGGUCGUUGACCUUGCUAACAAGGCCGAGGUUGGCCUUGCUGGGUAUUUCUUCAGCGGCAACAUCAAGCGCAUCUUCCGUGUUGCGGAGGCUCUGGAGGUUGGUAUGGUUGGUGUCAACACCGGUCUCAUUAGUGAUGUUGCGUCUCCAUUUGGUGGUGUGAAGCAAAGUGGUUUCGGCCGUGAGGGCAGCAAGUAUGGUAUUGAUGAAUUCCUUGUGAUCAAGAGUGUUACGUUUGGUGGCAUGGGCGAGCCUCUACAGUCAUAA